AUGAUCAUAUCAUCUAUUCAAGGAGAUCAAGCCAAAGAAUCAUCAGCUGCCAUUCAGAAAGAUGAGCAGCCUGUUCAGAACGUCAUGGUUCCUUUCAAACAAGCCAUAGUACCAGAAGAGACACCCAGGGAACCACAGACAGCUUGCAAAAAGAGACAACUGAUUGUCUUUGACCCGUGUGAUUUCCAAAAGACAUUCUUGGGUAUUUUUCUGUUCAAUCCCUUUGUCUGGAACAAGACCAGAGCAGUAGAGCUUUCAAGACACGAACUGGGCAUGGAACAUGUUGUAUUUGAGCCUGGAGGAGAGUUGUGGAAUCACAGGAACAAUCCCUUAGUGAUUGAGAAGAAAUCGGCAGCAACAACAAUUGUUUUUGGUGAUCUUUUACCCUCUGAAGCUAAAGGGAUGCACGUCUCAGCUCAGCAAGAGUUUCACUACGAAACCAAUUGGAGAAUGUUACCCACUCUUUCCUGGAUCCAACAAACCGGAAAACACAGCAAAUGGCCACCUGAUCAUCAAGAUAUUGUCAAUUCCGCAAAACAUAUCGGUUUAGCCAAAUUCUGUGAGCUGCUUAUAUCAGAUUGGGCUGGAAGGUUACAGAUCUACUUGUGGAAACCUGGAGCAUAUGACAGCACACUUAUCAUCAUUGGAGAGUGCUCUGCUCGUGCUAGAACCAGCUUGGGUAAUAAGGAGUUGGAAGCUGAUCAAAAUGCCUUGCUUCUUGAUCAUGUCAAGGUGUGGAAGCCACCAGAUUUUCAGAAGCUUCAAUACCAUUUCAGAGAUUGUCAAAUCAAGAGUGGAGAUGGAGAUUUCAUUAGAGUAAAUGGUGAAGUGAUUACUGGAAUAGGAGGAAAACUCAUGUUUUCUUCUCAAAUCAAGGAGAAACCACCAGAUGGACUCAGUCUACAUCAAUCUCCAAAUAAACCAACCCGAGGUAAUUAUCUAGAUUCAAAGAAACGCAUGAAACCUGAUUUGCUUUCUAUUGGUACAGGUCAAACAGUUUUGAGUGCUAUACUUUUCGAAAGGAGAGGCUAUUGUAAUGAUCAGAGUAUCAAGAAUGGAUCCUUGGCAAAGUUGGAGAUGCAACAAUCAAAUCUUGGAAGCUGUCUAGCCGCCAACUCUGACAUAGGAGCAGUCCGAGGAUCAUAUCUCAGCAACCAGAAGGAAUUAAGCAACAAACUCAACUGCAAUGGAAACUACACUCAUCAGGGUCUCACGUCGAACUGGAAUCAUGUCCAAAGCUUCUCAAAUGAAAGAGUUAUGGGUUCUACAAGACGGGUGAUUCUGUGUUUGCUUUGUCUGAACUUUUCUGAGUGUAGAACAUCUCAAUCCUAUCUAUGGCGACCAGGUGAGCAUGCUAAGGUAACUAAUCAUGUUUUCAAGAGUUCUUUUAUUGAUUACACAGAUAUGAUGCACUUGUUUUUGCCAAAAGAGUCAUGUGCAGAUUAUAUGGAAGCUUUGAAGAAUGCAAAGAGAAAGAACAAGCGUGAGGAAGACAAACGUUUCAAGCCGCCUGAUCUAAGCCAGGAGAGACAUCAUGACGUCACUUGCUUCAUCCUCAUCAAAGAAGCACCUCCAGAUGCAGCAUACAAGCCAAAACCGAUAAAAUACAACUUUGGGAUAAUACUCUUACUCUAUGAUGUUUUUGCUUGUGUUCACUUAUCUUGUUUCAAUGUAUCAGGUUUAAGUAAUGCCUCAGGAGUAAGGAGAGCCAAAUGGAUCAGUCCCUUCUAUAUAAUAGAACCAGUCAGCGACAAUGCCUAUCAAAGAGGCUUGCAAGGUAAGUGUAAUCUGAUUAUAAACUCUGAUGUUACUGACUUGGUCCCUUCUAUUGCAGGUAACACAGAUUUGAGGACAAAUCUUUUUGAAGUGGGAGGGGAUGAUAUGAUCAUGGAAAGCACCAAGGACUGGAAGCAUGAACCUGAACCUGAAGAGCUUGUAGCUGAGGAUGCAACCUUGAAGAACAUUUGGAAACAAGAAGAAUACAUUAGUCUUGGCCGAAGCUUGAUCAUCCAAGACACCUUAACCAUCAUUCAAGCUACUCCACCUUCAAGCUGAUCAUCAUCUAGGCAAGUAGCUUGUGUGUGCUCUUUUCCUAACCUUUGGUUUUGUCCCACUGGGUUUUCCAAAGGAAGGUUUUUAACGAGGCCACAAGUCUACUUCUCCUAUCUCCUAGAUGAUUGAUCUUGGUCUGUCCACAUGAAGACCUUAUCUUAUAUUUUAAGCUAUGCUUUUAUGUUAUUUAGUUUUCGAAAAACUCUAGUCUUUGUUGUGUUUCCAAGGGAGCCUUUGUCUUUAUUUCCCUUGUAUUUUCGAGACCUUGUGCAUGUACAAGGCUUCUCCUUUAUAUUCUGGUCGUGGCCCCUUGUAUCAGUAUCCAUCUUUUUAUCAAAAACCUUUGUUUUCUCUUUU
Molecule: messenger RNA, 2409 nt
Organism: Brassica napus (rape)
Lineage: Eukaryota; Viridiplantae; Streptophyta; Magnoliopsida; Brassicales; Brassicaceae
Exons: 2
Coding region: 1-2055 (684 amino acids)
Source: RefSeq, a predicted model, not a curated record